AUGAACAAGUUUUUAAAUUUAAUAGGAUUGGCAUUUGUUUUAGUUUUAUGUGCUUUCUCAUGUUCAAAUGCCGAGGAAAUGGGUUCAUGUUCAAGUUGGCAUGUAGCUCAAAAAGGUUAUACCUGCUAUGAUAUGGCCACUUCUUGUAAAGUUACUCUUGAUCAAUUCAUGCGUACAAAUAAAUUGGAUAACAAUGCUUGUAAACUCGUCCAAAUUGGAAGAAAAUAUUGUUGUAAUUAA
Molecule: messenger RNA, 240 nt
Organism: Dictyostelium discoideum AX4
Lineage: Eukaryota; Evosea; Eumycetozoa; Dictyosteliales; Dictyosteliaceae
Product: peptidoglycan-binding lysin domain
Exons: 2
Coding region: 1-240 (79 amino acids)
Cellular component (GO): extracellular region
Source: RefSeq, a predicted model, not a curated record